This is a messenger RNA of Lycium barbarum (goji berry), 1098 nucleotides long. RefSeq lists its product as uncharacterized. The transcript is spliced from 3 exons. The record is from RefSeq and is a predicted model, not a curated record. Lineage: Eukaryota; Viridiplantae; Streptophyta; Magnoliopsida; Solanales; Solanaceae. The coding region runs from base 1 to 1098 and encodes 365 amino acids.
AUGGAGACCUCAAUAGGGAAAAGGAGUUCCAAUCCUUAUAUUCCACCAAAGGGUCAGUUGACUAAACAAAGGAGUUCUAAGUUAGAGAGCAUACUUGAAAAAGUGCUAGCCAACCAAGACAAAGUAGAUAGAACAUUGAAUGGGCUGACUGAAACUGUAGGAUCUCACGCUAUUUUCAUUCAGAAGCUUGAGUCACAGAUGAAGGAUAUUUCCAGAGAGCAACACCUUUUACAGAAGGGAGGACUGCCAAGUGAUACUAUUCCAAAUCCGAAGAAUGGUGGAGGUGGUAGUGCUGAAAAGAAGGUGAUUGAGCUCAAGCCAAUUGUUGAAGAGGAAGAGGCACAGUCUGAUGUUCUAACUAUUAUUGAAGAGGUUCCGACAAAGAUUCCUAUUGUCGAGAAGGUUGCUGAUAUUCCGAAAAGUUCAAAGAAGACUGAGACCAGUGACACCUGCAAGCAAACUGUUAAAGGGGAUUUUCGCCCUUUGACCCAACUUUUAAAAUCUAAACCUCCCUUUCCUCAAAGGUUGGUGAAGAAGACGGAAUAUACUAAGUGUCAAAGAUUCUAUGAUCAACUGAAGCAGUUAUCGAUGAACGUUCCAUUUCUGGAUGUUGUCAAAGAAAUACCCGAAUUUGCAAAGUAUUUGAAAGAUUUACUGACAAAGAAGAGGUCCGUGAAGCAUGACACUGUGAGUUUGACUCACCAUGUUAGUUUAAUAUUAUCUACAAUAACAAUUCAUAAGAAGAAAGAUCUAGGGGCCUUUACUAUUCCAUGUGUUGUCGGCCACCAUGACUUGGCUCGUGCUUUUUGUGAUAACGGGGCUAGCAUCAAUCUAAUGCCGCUUGUUAUAUACAAGCAAUCGGGAUUAGGGAUGCCUAGACCUACUACCAUGCAACUGAAAAUGGCUGAUAGAUCUAUUAAGAGGCCGGUUGGAGUUAUAGAUGAUGUACUAGUUUGGGUUGGUGAUAUUCUUCUACCUGCUGACUUUGUGAUUCUUGAUUGUGGUGUUGAUCGAGAUAUUAUUAUUAUUUUGGGAAGACCUUUCCUUGCUACAGGAAGGACUCUUAUGGAUUCUGAAAAGAAUGAAAUCAAAUUCUAA